AUGACAGAACAUGGGACCUGUUCUGUUGAAUCCCAUGGAAAUGAUGCCCAGAGUCAUCUUGUUUACCUCAAAAGUCAAUCAGAAAGUGAGUCAACAGCAAAUAAAUUCCUGGAUGAUUAUGAUAAGACAGCUCAAGUUGUGUGGAAUGAGUACAUGGAGGCUCUUUGGAACUACAGCACCAACAUCACUAAUCAUAACCUCCAGCAGAUGAUGGAAAAGGACUUCCUGAUGGCUCAGCACACAUCGUACUAUGGCAUGAAAGCUCGCCACUUUAACACCACCAGCUUUAGGAACCCGCUACUGAAGCGAACUCUGCGGAAGAUGAGGGAAAUGGGCAGCGCCAGCCUACCCAUGGAUGACCUUAAGGAGUACAGUAAACUUCUAACAAAUAUGGAGAAUAUCUACAAUAUGGCUUGUGUGUACCCAGACGGGAAACCUUGUUUGUCCCUAGAACCUGGCCUUUUAGACUUGAUGGCUUCCUCCCGGAACUAUGAUGAACUACUCUGGGCCUGGAAAGGUUGGAGGGAUUCUGUGGGCCAGGAGAUCCGCCCCCUCUACAGUCGGUAUGUGGAGCUCAGCAACAAGGCUGCUAGGCUCAAUGGUCACAAGGAUAUGGGGGCUUCAUGGAGAGCAGUAUAUGAAUCAUCCACCUUGGAGAAAGACCUUGAGCGACUCUUCUAUGAAGUGAAGCCACUCUACCUAAACCUACAUGCUUAUGUGCGCCGAAUUCUUUACCAUUACUAUGGGUCUCAAUACAUUAGCCGGAAAGGACCCAUUCCUGCCCACCUAUUGGGGAAUAUGUGGGCUCAGUCUUGGACCAACAUCAUUGACAUGGUCAUACCCUUUCCUUUAUCCACCAAAAUGGAAAUCACCAUGGCCAUGAAGAGCCAGCACUGGACACCCUUUAAGAUGUUUGAGGAGGCUGACAAAUUCUUCCAGUCUCUAGGGCUGCUCCCUGUUCUCCCUGAAUUCUGGACCAAAUCGAUGCUGGAGAAGCCAUUGGAUGGAAGAAAAGUGUCAUGCCAAGCCUCUGCUUGGGACUUCUACAAUGGCAAGGACUUCAGGGUAAAGCAGUGCACACAGGUGAACGUGGAAGAUCUGAAGUCUGUCUUCCAUGAGAUGGGCCAUAUCCAAUAUUUCAUGCAGUACAAGAAUCUGCCCGUGGUACUCCGAGAGGCUGCCAACCCAGGCUUCCAUGAGGCCAUAGGGGAUGUGGUGGCCCUCUCCGUCUCUACCCCCAAGUACCUUCACAACUCAGAGCUGCUGGUCACUGACAUAGAGGACUAUGAAAGUGAGAUCAACUUCCUUAUGAGCAUAGCAUUGGAAAAGAUUGCCUUCAUUCCCUUCAGCUACGUGGUGGACCAGUUUCAAUGGAAGGUCUUUGAUGGCCAAAUCAGCAAGGAAUUUUACAAUCAGGAAUGGUGGAACCUGAGGUUGAAAUAUCAGGGAGUGUGCCCACCAGUGCCAAGGUCAGAGGAAGACUUUGACCCAGGUUCUAAGUUCCACAUUCUUGGCAAUGUGCCUUAUAUCAGGUAUUUUAUCAGCUUUGUGAUCCAGUUCCAAUUCCACGAGGCUCUGUGCCAAGCCUCUGGCCACACAGGCCCCCUGCACAAAUGUAACAUCUAUAGCUCCCAAGAUGCAGGAAAACUCCUAGGGGACGUCAUGAAACUUGGAUUCAGUAAGCCAUGGCCAGAGGCAAUGAAGAUGAUCACUGGGCAGUAUAACAUGUCAGCAAAACCCCUCAUGAAGUACUUUAAGCCUCUCCUGGACUGGCUUGUUGCUGAGAAUGUGGGUCAUAAUGAGAUCCUGGGCUGGUCUGAGUCUGACUGCUUCAUCUCUAAUGGGAAAAGAAAAAUGAGCUUCCUGUCCCUAAAUUUGAACUACCAUGAUGCCAUUGCUGGGCAGUGGGUACUGCUGACCCUCUGUCUGUUCCUAGUCCUGAUCGUAGCAAGUCUGCUUUAUAAGAUUCUAUCCAAGGGCCAGAUGUCUGAUCCAAACAAGGAAGUCAAGUUUCUGGGGAUCUCCAUGAAGAUCCAGAAUGUUAUCAGGAGCCAGUACCUGCUCUUCAGCCUCAGUCUGUUUCUCCUGCUGUCUGUGGUGAUGCUAUCUGCCUAUGUCUUCAUCCUCAGCUCCAAGAAAUCCUAG
Messenger RNA from Dromiciops gliroides (monito del monte), 2145 nucleotides. RefSeq names its product angiotensin-converting enzyme-like protein Ace3. The transcript has 14 exons. The record is from RefSeq and is a predicted model, not a curated record. The coding region runs from base 1 to 2145 and encodes 714 amino acids. Gene Ontology annotation, molecular function: metallopeptidase activity; peptidyl-dipeptidase activity. Lineage: Eukaryota; Metazoa; Chordata; Mammalia; Microbiotheria; Microbiotheriidae. Gene Ontology annotation, cellular component: plasma membrane. Gene Ontology annotation, biological process: proteolysis.